Messenger RNA from Oreochromis niloticus (Nile tilapia), 1347 nucleotides. RefSeq lists its product as uncharacterized. The transcript has 5 exons. Bases 259 to 1083 code for a protein of 274 amino acids. Lineage: Eukaryota; Metazoa; Chordata; Actinopteri; Cichliformes; Cichlidae. The record is from RefSeq and is a predicted model, not a curated record.
ACAGAGAGGCAAUAGAAGAGACACAAGGACAGGAACAGGGGAAGAGAGGAUGAAGAUGAAGACGAGACACAGUAAAACGACUAAGACACAGAGGGGCGAGGUAGAGGGCGAGAGAGAGAGGGCAGAGAGAGAGAGGACAGAGAGAUACAAACAUGGAGAUAAGACACACGGAGGGGUGAGAGACAAACAUGGGUGACAAAACAGACUCAACACAGAGAGGAGACAUGGAAUGAAACACGGGAACAGAAAAGGGAGCCAAUGAGCCACCACCCUGACACCAUCAGUACACAGAGAGACAUCUUCCAAUCAACUGUACCACUAUCAUCAGGCACCCCAUCACAGAUGACUCAGGAGAGUUCUUCCUUUGAGGACAAUGCUGCUGUCAAAAGGAGUAUCUGCUAUAUAUUUAAAGAGAAAAAAAUUCCUGGAUCUCUUCCAGAAAAUAACAUCUCACAGAAAAUGGAUCAUCAGAAACGGCUCUUUCCAUUUGAAACUCUGUGCCAGGUGUGCCCAGAGCACCCUAAACUUGAUGAGGCUGUUGUAAUUACCAAUAAAGCGAGGAUUGUCAGCAUGAUGGGAGUGAUUGAGAAUGUUUCAACACACCAUAGAUUGUGUCCUCAGUGCCACAUGGUGUACAGAUACCAGGAGUGGACGGAUGGGCUUCAUAACUUUGACAACCACAUUGUUUUGUCUCUUGAACUCUGCUUUUUUCUGAGAGAAAAUCUGCAGAACCAUGUAUCCGCUUCAAGGGUCAUUGACUCAUUGGAGGGCUUAAGAAGGGUGAAGUUUCCUUCUAGGGAUACCAUUUUUCAUGCUUAUUGCCAUUUUGAGGCUUUGACUGACACAGACUACAUGUACUCCUGCAUAAACUGUGGGUUUCACCCCCCUGUGGUAGUUAUGGACUUAAACAGAAAAGGGGUGUUCAACUUAGCAGUGAGUGACCUCAAAGCCCCUCCAGAAGACUUCAAUGGUGAACAUGACAUUGAAGGUUUUUGGAACUCUAUUCACCUGGUAAUGAUGAGCCGUGGGUUUUUUCCAAGUGAGUUAUGGCAAAAACUUAUUUACAGUCAUUCAGUGUUUUAAAGUAAUUUAGAUUGUAAAUAAAAGCAUGCCAUCUUCUGUAGGCGGCGUGAAGAAUCCAUUUUUAGUUCCACCAAGUUACACGGACGGGGCACCAUGGAUCGGGAGUGAAACUUGAAGAGGUGACAUUGUGCUUAACACAGAGUUUCAAAAAGUAAGAACAAGCUCUUCACAUGAAGGAAAGCUUAGCAGUGUCACAGAAGACCGUCUGUUGGAUGAACUCGCCAAACAAAAUGGUAAACGGCCUAUAUUUGUAUAGCGCUUUAC